This is a messenger RNA of Actinia tenebrosa (Australian red waratah sea anemone), 1828 nucleotides long. RefSeq names its product methanethiol oxidase. NCBI's taxonomy places the organism in Eukaryota, Metazoa, Cnidaria, Anthozoa, Actiniaria, Actiniidae. The record is from RefSeq and is a predicted model, not a curated record. Gene Ontology annotation, molecular function: selenium binding; protein binding.
CAUUGUUCAGUGAAGCUUUCCAUUUUGACAAAGGCUGGAUUUUUUUCAAAGCUACAUAUCUUGGUUUUGUAAGGACUUACCAGGACUUUAGAAAUAACAAGUAUCCAUUAGAGGAUCGACAAGAAUAAACAUGCAAGCAACUGAUAGGGUACGCAAUAUUGCAGGUCACUGUAAGCAUGGACCAGGUUACGCCACACCCAGAGAUGCUAUGGCAGGACCACGUGAACAGAUCGUGUACUUGCCUUGUAUUCGAACCAACACAGGAAGCAAGAAACCUGAUUAUGUGUCUACGGUUGAUGUUGAUCCUAAAUCUCCUACCUAUAGUCAGGUCAUCCAUCGUCUUCACAUGCCGUACAUAGGAGACGAAUUACAUCAUACGGGUUGGAAUGCAUGCAGCAGUUGCUAUGGUGACUGUAGUAAGAGCCGUAACCGUCUUAUUGUCCCAGGCUUUGACUCGACGCGAAUCUACGUUAUUGAUGUAGGAACACAGCCAAGAGCUCCAAGAAUCCACAAGAUCGUCGAGCCUGAAGAAGUGUUUUCUAAGGCUGGCGUUUCUGUCCCUCACACCACUCACUGUCUUGGUAGCGGAGAAGUCAUGAUCAGCACGUUAGGAAACGUAGACGGCACUCCCAGAGGUGGUUUUAUUCUUCUUGAUGGUGAAACCUUCAGAGUGAAGGGCAAAUGGGAGAAAGAUGGCAAAGGGGUCCCCAUGGGGUACGACUUUUGGUACCAGCCUCGACACAAUGUCCUGAUGAGCACGGAAUGGGGCGAGCCUAAUGCUUUUAGGCGAGGGUUUCAAUUGGAGGACUUCAAAGCCGGAAAGUAUGGUUCUCAUAUCCACGUGUGGGAUUGGACCACCCAUGAGAAGAUACAGACAAUAGAUCUUGGAGUAGGUACCAUUCCCCUGGAGAUCAGAUUCCUUCACGACCCAAGCCAGGCACAGGGAUUCGUUGGAUGUGCGCUUAGCUCUACCAUCGUUAGAUUCUUUAAAAACCCGGAUAACACGUGGGGAAAUGAGACCGUCAUCCGAGUACCUCCCAAGAAGGUGGAAGGCUGGGCCCUACCGGAAAUGCCAGGUCUUAUUACCGAUAUUUUAAUAUCUCUGGAUGAUAAAUACCUGUAUUUUAGUAACUGGAUUCAAGGUGAUCUCAGGCAAUAUGACAUCACAGACCCUAGGAACCCAAAACUUACCGGACAGGUUUUCAUUGGUGGAAGCAUGACACGUAGCAGUGGCGUCAGAGUGAUAGAUGACCCAGAACUCCCUCAACAGCCUGACGAGUGUUACAUCAAAGGCAAGAAGGUUGAAGGUGGACCGCAGAUGAUACAGUUAAGUCUUGAUGGCAAACGACUGUACGUCACUACCUCACUGUACAGCAACUGGGAUAACCAGUUUUAUCCAAAUCUAAGCAAGAAAGGCGCGAUGCUCCUAAUCGUAGACGUAGACACAGUCAACGGAGGACUGUAUCUCAACAGGGACUUUCUGGUAGAUUUUGGGGCUGAACCAGAUGGUCCCUGUUUGGCCCAUGAGGUACGUUAUCCAGGGGGUGAUUGUUCCUCUGAUAUCUGGAUAUAAUUGUCCAGAUUCUGGAUUUAAACUUUAAAAGAAUGAAGAAAAAUGCGAUGAGAAAUUUUGAUAUUCGAAAGGAAAAAAGGAUUUAAGACUACUGAAUUGAUGUUUUUGUAUUCGUGCAAAUAUUAUUGCAUGUUAGUAAAAAUACACAGGUGAUUAUUGAAAAUCUCGCGCGCUGAUUGGUCGAGAAACUCACACUAUCACACGAUAAUCACCUCCAGCGAUAAUCCAAAAUGGCGGCCAGCCGCUUUGUUGCUG